Molecule: messenger RNA, 3305 nt
Organism: Amoebophrya sp. A25
Lineage: Eukaryota; Dinophyceae; Syndiniales; Amoebophryaceae
Source: the annotation of a GenBank genome assembly
CACUGUCAGUAAGACCUUGGUAAAGGUACAGGCGUUAGGUAUUGGAGGUAGGAAGCCGUGAUUACGACUAGAAGGAGUUCGUUAGAUACAAAGAAUGACACCAGCAGGAGGCCGUGAUCACGACUCUCCGCAAUGCAGUCGCGUGUCCUCAUAGUAAUCGCAAUGUGCCAUUCGAGCCUUCAGGUGAAGGCCACGAGCCGCGAUCGCAGCGCCGUCUUGGAGGUCGAGGCAGAUGGGAGCUUCGACAAAGGCGGGCCUAAGAAAGAUAGAACGCGAGUCUCUCACCAGGAAAUAUCGCAGCUCUCAACAAGGUCAUCCUCUCAUCUGGAAGCUCCGUCUUCAUUCGCUACACCGUCGUCUUCUUCUCGCCCGGAUGCGAGUCCGUCAGAAUCUCAACGACCGCACGGAGAUCCCGAAUUCCUAGAGACUGGUUUGCAUCUCUCAGAUGUCUCCGACGGGAAGCAGAAGUGUUACGGUUACCUGUACGACCCUACCAGUGGUGCCAAGGGAGGUAAGGGAGCCAUGUUAGCGAGGGUGAAUCCGCUCACAUGUACGAAGGGAGUUGACGCGGCAGGGUGCUUCAAACAAAGCAAUACUCACUGGGCCUCAACGAAAAACAAAGAAAUAUGCGUGUGGACAUUGCGUACGGGUUUUUAAUUUGCGUUGGAACCGUAGCUCUCCACCUAGAAUCCGUUCUGGUCGUGUUUUCUAAGUCUAUAACAUGACUCCAGAUCCAUCAUCGAUCAUCUGAGAGCCCCAUGUGAAAAUCGCACCCUCCAUUUCAUUUCAUCCCUCCCGCACGCAUACUACAGCCUGCACGUCGAUAUCCGACGUGAAGACCUUCUGUCCUAUCACGGAAAAGCUGGACGCCCUGGCGACAUCCGGCUGGACCGCGUGUAGCGACGAUAAAGAAUGUACCACAGAGAACGAUGCCCUAUGUUGCGACGCGCCUUCGUUAUAUCCGUUGAAUUCGUUGUGUCGUGUUGGAGAAGGUCCGAUCAAAGCUUCCGAUACCUAUUGUAACGAGAAAUUUUUGGCGAAGCACUUGCGAUGGCCUCCAGGUCAUGUCAACUACGUUGAAGCAGAUGAUGAUGCCGGUUCGUCUGCAAGUAGUGCGGCACAAAUUUUAAGGCGGAUUUUUAGAGGUUGGUUGCCCUGAAAGAAGAUACAGCCAUUAGUAUGGCUAUCACAACGGAACACUAGAUUCUACGAAGAAAAUGCAAAUGUUUGCCGUCUAAUUUCGAAAAUGCACGCAGGGCGAACAUUACGGAGAAGUGAAAAGACAAACCGAACAUCUUCAUCAAGUGGAAGAAGUAAAAGUUCUUCAACAUCUUCUCCAGGUUCAGCCUCGUCAUCACUAGCAGCACAAAGCACAGCCGCUUUACCACCCAAAUUCUCAACCGAUGCCAAGUAUCACGAAAGUACUGCGGACGUACUCAAAGAGGUACCGCACGAGAAUCAACCUGCCGUUGGGGAAGCAGUUGGUAUGGCGUUGGUGCUUUUAGUAUGAGAAGUUUUACAUUUACUACAGCUACUUGACAACUACAACUACUCCAGACUGUACACAGUGCCAGUUGUGCCAGUUUGCUAGUAAAUUGGCUGUUAUAUUAUUCGCGCAGACGCAAUAUCUUCUUGUUCUUCCGUUACUACUAGAUCUUGCGCUACGCCUUUCCAUAUACUUAAUUUUAAUCUCGCUUGUUCUUCUAAGACACCAAACUCAGACGGCAAUUGUCAGUUUCAAGUCGGCGACGCGAAGGAGACGAUGUACAUCUGUUACUUUCCGGUCGAUACGGACCCUGAAAUUACGAUAGGACUUUCUUAGAUUGUUAUACGAAGAUCUGAGUCCUCUCGUCAAAUCCGACACAGGGAAGAUGACUCUACUUCCUCUAAUACAAAGCGUGUGAGUCCUGCUUGGUGGCCAAAGGAGAACCAGGAUGAACUGUUGGCCCGUCUAAAGGUAGACCCGAUGGACCCGACGAUUAGAGACCUGGUUUUCAUAACCUUGGCAGUGGGGAUUGUUAUGAAGAUUUGAAUGAAUGAAGAGUUCUAGUUCUAGGUACUUAUCUUAAGAUGCCUUCUAGGUUGUACUCAUAAACUUAUCAUAUAUACAAGAGGAGGUAAAAUAAACUAUAGAAGAACAAGGUGGGUGACUAUAGACCACUAGUAGUAACCUCUCGUAUAGAUCAUGGUUCUUGGUAUUGUAGUUAUAAAGACUUGUCGUGUAAGUUCUCCUUUCUUCUUGGUCACUUUGACGUUGUUUCAUAAGCUACAAGAACAGUCUGACCAUGAUCUUAACACACCUCUAAAAGGAGACUAACAGCAAUCAUCUGCAGAGGUACAAUCUGUGCACCAAAGCCCCAACGCGUGAAUAACAGUGCAGUUGGUGGAGGGGCUGCUCUCGCAGAUCGUAUGCGCUUUCUGGAGGAACUUCAGACUUUAUGGUUGGAUCCGGACGUGAGGCACAAGCACAUUUGGAAAAAAAACACGUGAGAGGAUGAGCAAACGAUAGUGUCUUCUAAUUGAAGUUCAAGUUGUAAACUUUUGUUCCCACCAUGCAACUAAUUGAAGCUGGAAAUAUCCCACGUGAUGUCCUCUGUACCUGUAUAGUCCUCGCUCACCAGUUGUGGGGUCUCCUCUUCUGCUUUCUUCAUACCCCCAGCAAGCGAAGAACGCGAAUAAUCAACAGCAGCAGCAAACAGGAGGUGGUGGUCCGGAUCUGAUGGGCUUUCUUUUCUACAACUCAAACUCUUCUUCGUCGUCAACUUCAUCCUCGUCAAGAGACGAUCCCGAAUGGACAACUACUCCUGAAGAUGGAUGACGCUGAGUACGCGAGGGUUGAGAAACAGAAGCCGUUUGAUAGUGUUACAUGAUUAGAGAAAGAAGUCACGUUGUCCGAAGACGACUUGGAAAAUAUUAAUAUUUUUCACUCGUUCGAAGACCUACACGAAUUAUUAUAGUGGAUAUAGUUGUCGUGACCUGUGUAAUAAUUGAGGUACAAGAAGAAGAAGAAGCUGAAAUAAUAAAGUUAAAGGAUACAACUACAAAAAAAUGACGUUGAGAUUCUGACAUUUUUCUCUAUGACACAAGCAAGCUCAAUCAAACCCGCAUGAUGAAUAUAGAAUCGCAACAACGAUCCCGUAAAACGCGUUCUCCUCAGAACCACAGACCCAUCAAACUCGCCACCCUUGUUCCAGCAAAGCGAGCACCAGGAGGUAUUUUUCAGAUCAUUAUUUUCUUAGCACCAAUUGAAUUUCGGACUCUUUACAGGUUUGCGUUUGGCGGCCGCAGCAUGUCGCGUCUUCUGG